AUGAUGUCCAUCGCCGUCAGCGACGCGCACCGCACUUUCGUCCUCCCCCCCCCCGUGGCGACGUCAUCGAGCGUCACCGACCCACCGCUCGUCUCCGACGUCGCCUCGUUCUCGUCCUCCCCCGCCGUCGUCGCGUCGCCUUCGAUCGCCCUCGCCUUCGCCUCCCACUUCCCACCCCCGUCCUCGCUCGGUUUCGCCCCGAUGUGCGUCAUCGCGUCUCGUUUCAAAUCAUCCCUUCGCGUCGACGCGUACCGCAUCCUCGUCCGUCGCGCCGUCGUCGCGGUGUGGCCGUCCAGCCGUCGCCCGUCCGUCCGUCUCGUCCCGUCUCGGGACGCGAAUCGCCGGAUCGGCGAAUCGCCGGAUCGCGCGAUCGGCGGAUCGGCGGAUCGGCGAUCGCGCGAUCGAUCGUCCGUCGAUCGCGCGAUCGCGUCGAUCGAUCGAUCGUCGAUCGACGUCCGUCGACGGACGUCGAUCGUCGAUCGUCCCGCCCGGCGCGUCGAUCGUCCCGCCCGCACAAUGACGUCGUCCGCGUCGGCGAUGUUUGCGCACGCGACGACGGGCGCGCGCGGCGCGUCGACGGUGCGCGCGCGCGCGAGGACGUCGGUGACGACGACGGGCGCGCGCGCGACGAUCGCGCGCGGCGCCGGGGCGCGGCGAAGCGCGCGCGCGACGGCCGAGGACGGGCGCCGCGAUGGAGGGUUUCGUCUCGGGACGGCGACGACGGACGGAUGGGCGCGAGCGCGCGCGAUGCGCGGCGAGGGACGAGAGGACAGAGCGGUGAUGACGCGCGCGGUGGCGGACGCGGAGGCGGCGCGGGAGGACGACGAUAAAAAGUCGCGCGCGAAGCUCGUGCGAGGGGCGGACGGGAAGUUUUACCGCGAGGGCUCGGAGGGCGGCGGUCGCGGCGGCCGCGGCGGUCGCGGCGGUCGCGGCGGUGGACGCGGUGGUGGACGCGAAGGUGGACGAGGUGGAUUCGGGCGCGGUGCGCGCGGUGGUGCAGGCGGCCGCGGCGAUGGGGGUCAACGAAACUUUAGAAACGCGGCCAAGCCGAGCGGCGGCGGUCGCGCGGGUCGCGGCGGCCGCGGUGGACGACAAGACUUUCGAUUCCAAGACGGUCGCAAACCGGGACGCGGCGGUAGACCAAAGAUGAAUAUGAGUGGUGCGAGUGGUAGCGAUCAAGUGAAACAGCGACGAGGAAGCAAAGCGGCAAAGAGCGCGCAGCGCAAAAAGGCGCUCGAGGAAAACAGAGCCGUGGCUGUGGAGAUUCUCGAAGUUCCCACGGAUGGCAUGGCGAUCGAAGAUCUCACCGAACUUCUCGCCACGACGCAAGCGCAAAUUAUCAAAACGCUUUUCAUGAAGGGUAUCGCGGUUCAAAUGGGCCAGUUGCUCGAUAAGGAAGCUGUGAUUGCCGUGGCUGAGGAUAUGGAAGUGGAAUGGAUAGACGAGGCUGAACAGGGCGUCGCGACGGCGGCAAAGAAGGUGACGCAGUUCUUGAGCGAAGACGACUUCGACUACUUGGUACCGCGAGCACCCGUAGUUACCAUCAUGGGUCACGUCGAUCACGGUAAAACAUCGCUGUUGGAUUACAUUCACAAGUCCAAGGUUGCCGCGGGCGAGUCCGGCGGCAUCACGCAAGGCAUCGGCGCGUACCAAGUCAGCACCAUGGUUGGUGAUGAAGAGAAGGAUAUUACCUUCCUCGACACUCCGGGUCACGAAGCGUUCAGUGCGAUGCGUGCUCGUGGUGCGCGAGUGACGGAUAUUGCCAUAAUUAUCGUCGCGGCCGACGACGGCGUUCGACCGCAAACGGAAGAGGCUGUAUCUCACGCCCGAGCCGCCGACGUUCCGAUCAUCGUCGCCGUCAAUAAAAUUGACAAAGAAGGCGCGAACGUCGACCGUGUGCGUGAUGAACUAUCGCGCAUCGGUAUCAUCAGCGAAGAGUGGGGCGGGGACGUUCCGUUCCUGCCCAUCAGCGCCAAGUCUGGCGAAGGUAUCGACGAGUUGCUCGAAACUAUUUCUCUCACCGCCGAGCUCGCCGAGCUCGUCGCGAAUCCCGAUCGCGAAGCUCAAGGUACGGUCAUCGAGGCAUUCCUCGACAAACAACGUGGUCCGAUGGCGACUGUUCUCGUCCAAGCCGGCACUUUGCGCAUCGGCGAUGCGAUUCAAAUUGGUGGCGCGUAUGGCAAAGUGCGCGCAAUGGACGACGCAGAUGGCACCAAAGUCGAAGAGGCUGGACCAUCUAUGCCUAUUCAAAUCAUGGGCCUCAACGGCGUUCCAGCCGCGGGUGAAGAAUUUACCGUCUACGCGUCCGAUACCGCGGCUCGUGACAAGGCUGAGCAAGUCCAAAAUGAGAUUCGCAACAACCGCUUGAUUGAGGGCAACGUUGUUUCGCUGAGCAACUUGCCGGGCGAUGAGGAUGGAUUACAAAAGAUCAAUCUCAUCGUCAAAACAGACGUUAGUGGUUCUUGCGAAGCAGUCAAGGCUGCUCUCAGUGCGUUGCCUCAAGACCGCGUCCAGCUUCGUUUCCUCAUGGCCUCUGCAGGCGAAGUGAGCGAGAGCGACGUCGAUUUGGCUUCUGCCUCCGAAGGGAUCAUCUUGGCUUUCAAUACGCCUUGCAGCGACCGAAUCGGCGAGAUUGCGAAAAAGAGGAAGGUUGAAGUACGUACUUACGACGUUAUCUACGAUCUGGUCGAUGAAGUUCGUGCGGCAAUGGAAGGCAUGUUGAGUUCGAUCAAGGAAGAAAUACCGUUUGGCAAGGCGACGUGUAAGGCUGUCUUUGGCGGCGGUAAGGCGAAGGUUGCCGGUUGCGAGGUGACUGACGGUUACUUCCAGUCCAAAAAGUACUUGAGAGUCACUAGAAGGGGCAAAGAAGUGUUCUUCGGUAAGGUCGGCUCACUUCGUCGCGUCAAGGAUAUCGUCAAGAAGGUUGAGGCUGGCUUAGAAUGCGGUAUCGGCGCCGAUCCCGAGUGGGACGGCUUCAAAGCGGGCGACGAACUGGAGUGCUUGGACUUGGUCGAUAAGAUUCAAACACUCGAAACUGCGAGUGAAAUUUUGGCAGAACGUGUUGAAGAAUACCAAGCUGGUGAGGCCGAGCGUGAAGCCGCGCGAGAAAAGGCCAAGGAAGGUUACCAGCGACAACAACGACGGGCCGCUCCGUCAAAGUAGAGUGCAUGUGCGACAUAGAUAAAAUCAAGUUGAACGAAUGUGUAUAACUAAAACCAACCAUUUUUUACAAC
Ostreococcus lucimarinus CCE9901 is the source of this 3233-nucleotide messenger RNA. RefSeq names its product chloroplast translation initiation factor 2 (gene CIF2). Gene Ontology annotation, biological process: translational initiation. NCBI's taxonomy places the organism in Eukaryota, Viridiplantae, Chlorophyta, Mamiellophyceae, Mamiellales, Bathycoccaceae. The record is from RefSeq and is a predicted model, not a curated record. The coding region runs from base 1 to 3162 and encodes 1053 amino acids. The transcript has a single exon. Gene Ontology annotation, molecular function: GTP binding; GTPase activity; translation initiation factor activity.